Messenger RNA from Cryptomeria japonica (Japanese cedar), 5103 nucleotides. RefSeq names its product ABC transporter G family member 39. The record is from RefSeq and is a predicted model, not a curated record. The coding region runs from base 354 to 4766 and encodes 1470 amino acids. Gene Ontology annotation, molecular function: ABC-type transporter activity; ATP binding; ATP hydrolysis activity. The transcript is spliced from 24 exons. Gene Ontology annotation, cellular component: membrane. Lineage: Eukaryota; Viridiplantae; Streptophyta; Pinopsida; Cupressales; Cupressaceae.
UCAAUCAAUAUAUACAGGGAAACGUGCAUCCAAAGAGAGCUGGAGUACUGAACACACCUCGCUGACGUAACGGCUGAGGCGUUGGGAUAUUUUUUGACUGAGCAGUUUUUCCCUUCCUCUUUCCAUGGAUUUCCACCACUAGAAAGAUAAUUCCACGGGUCUGCUGCAUCGAAGUUGCAGGGAAACAAGGCCUGCUUUCAUGAUUUUUCUGUUGGUCGCACUUUGCGUCAUUGCUGACCUUGCCUUCAGAGUGGAAAGCUAAAUGCAUCAGCGCUCCUCCCAAUUGGUUUGGGCUUUAAAUAUGCGUUAGGGAGGGAAGGAGGGAGGCAAUUUAAAAAUUUGCUUUGAGGAAGAUGGCCGUGUCACUGGAUUUGGAAGGCUCCCUGGGUCGAACAAGCAAUGCAUGGAGGAGUGAAGACAAUGCUUUGUCCAGAUCGUUCAGCAACCGAAGAAGCAGUGGCGUGGAAAAUGAUGAAGAGGCUCUCAAAUGGGCUGCUCUUGAAAAGCUCCCAACUUAUGACCGCCUCAGGAAGUCCGUUCUCAGUGAAGUUGCAGCAACUGGAAGUUUCAAGUACCAAAAUGUUGAUGUCACAACACUUUCUACUGAAACGCGGAGAAAGUUCAUUCAGAGACUUCUGCAGGUCGCUGAAGUGGACAACGAGCGGUUUCUUUCGAAAUUCAGGGAAAGAAUUGAGAGAGUGGGGAUUCAAUUGCCGACUAUAGAUGUUCGGUUCGACCACUUGAAUGUCGAAGCGGAUGCGCAUGUUGGAAGCAGAGCUCUUCCUACUCUUAUCAAUUUUACUUCGAACGUGAUUGAGGGGUUUCUUAAUUCCCUGCAUAUAUUGCGGUCAAAGAGGAGAACUCUAACUAUCCUUCAUGACGUAAGUGGCAUCAUUAAGCCUUCACGGAUGAUGCUUCUUCUUGGUCCACCUGGAGCUGGGAAGACUACAUUGCUAACAGCUUUGGCUGGAAAACCUGACCGCAAUCUCAGGAUUACCGGAAAUGUGACCUACAAUGGACACUCGUUGACAGAAUUCGUGCCACAAAGAACAUCCGCUUACAUUAGCCAGCAUGAUUUGCACUAUCCGGAAAUGACUGUAAGGGAAACACUGGAUUUCUCUGGCCAAUGUCAAGGUGUUGGGUCAAGAUAUGACCUACUGAAAGAACUUUCGAGACGUGAGAAGCAAGCAGGUAUCAAACCAGAUCCAGAUGUUGACGUCUAUAUGAAGGGAACGGCAAUUGAAGGCCAGAAGUCCAGUCUUAUCACAGACUAUGUAUUGAAGAUUCUGGGACUGGACAUUUGUGCUGACAUAAAAAUAGGAGAUCAAAUGCUCCGUGGAGUCUCUGGAGGUCAAAAGAAAAGAGUUACUACAGGUGAAAUGCUAGUUGGUCGUCCAAAAGCUCUGUUUAUGGAUGAAAUUUCAACAGGAUUGGACAGUGCUACAACUUUUCAGAUAAUCAAGUGUCUGCGCCAAAUUGUCCAUGUCCUUGAUGGCACAAUGUUGAUAGCUCUUCUGCAACCUGCUCCCGAAACAUACGAAUUAUUUGAUGACAUCCUCUUAUUGUCUGAAGGAGAGAUUGUGUAUCAAGGACCUCGGGAAUACGUGCUUGAAUUUUUUGAGUCCAUGGGUUUCAAGUGCCCAGAGAGAAAAGGGGUUGCAGAUUUCUUGCAGGAAGUUACCUCAAGAAAGGACCAAGAGCAAUAUUGGGUGGAUAGAAGUCAACCAUAUGAAUACAUACCUGUCAAGAAAUUUGCAGAGGCUUUUCACUCAUUUCAUGUUGGCAAGCGUCUCAAAGAAGAGUUGUCACAUCCAUAUGACAAAACAAUGAACCAUCCUGCUGCUCUUUCAUCUACCAACUAUGGUGUCAGUAGAAUGAACAUGCUCAAAGCUUGCUUCUCUCGAGAAGUGCUGCUUAUGAAGAGAAACUCUUUUGUCUACAUAUUUAAAACAGGACAGGUUGCAGUUGUUGGGGCAAUCACAAUGACUCUUUUUUUGCGCACGGAAAUGCACCAGCGGAGCAUUACAGAUGGAAAUCUCUACAUGGGAGCUAUGUUCUUUGGUCUAGUCCAUAUGAUGUUUAAUGGAUUUCCAGAAAUGUCAAUGACAGUUGGCCGCCUUCCAGUUUUCUACAAGCAAAGGGACCUCUUAUUCUAUCCAGCUUGGGCUUAUGCAUUACCAGCGUGGAUAGUGAAGAUUCCUUUAUCUUUUCUAGAAGCAUUGAUUUUGGUUUCAGUUACAUACUACGUUAUUGGCUUUGCACCAGAAGCUGAGAGAUUUUUUAGGCAAAUACUUGUCUUUUUUGCGCUCCAUCAAAUGGCAUUGGGGCUCUUCAAACUCGUAGCAUCACUGGGUCGGAAUAUGAUCAUCUCGCAAACAUUUGGUUCAUUUGCUUUAGUUGUUGUGUUUGUUCUUGGAGGAUUUGUGAUUUCUCGAGAGAAUGUACCCAGCUGGUGGAUUUGGGCAUAUUGGUGCUCCCCACUAUCUUACAGCCAAAAUGCCCUUGCUGUAAAUGAAUUUUUGGCUCCCAGAUGGAAUAAACCCAGUAGUACUGCCUCAAACGAGACAUUGGGGCAUGCCAUAAUAGAAGCUCGUGGUUUAUUUGCUGAAGCGAGAUUUUAUUGGAUUGGUAUUGGAGCACUGAUUGGGUUCUGUGUAAUUUUCAAUAUUCUAUUUACCUUGGCUUUAACUUUCCUCAAUCCUUUUGGAAAAUCACAGGGUGUACUAUCAGAAGAUGUAAUAGAAGAGAAACAUGCAAACAGAACUGGAGAAAGUAGCCAUGGGGGAAAACUUAUGUCUGUCGAUGCAUCUGGAAAACAUUCCAGAGGCCAUGCAUACUCACUAGAGAGAAGAGAAAGUUCGAACUCUGAAUUCCAUUCUACCCAUGAUAGAGAACUCUCUGAACUCCAAGCCUCGGUACCUCAAAAGAAAGGAAUGGUCCUUCCUUUCCAGCCACUAUCAAUGGCUUUUGAAAACAUCAACUACUAUGUUGACAUGCCAGAGGAAAUGAAAAAUGAAGGUAUGGAUCAAAACAGGUUACAACUCCUUUCCAACAUAAGUGGAUCCUUCAAGCCAGGGGUGCUUACAGCCUUGAUUGGAGUUAGUGGGGCAGGAAAAACCACCUUGAUGGAUGUCUUGGCUGGGAGAAAAACAGGAGGCUACAUAGAAGGAAGCAUAAGCAUCUCUGGAUACCCUAAAAAACAAGAAACAUUUGCUCGCAUCUCAGGGUACUGUGAACAAAAUGACAUCCACUCCCCGAAUGUCAGUGUCUUUGAAUCACUUGUGUAUUCUGCAUGGCUUCGUCUUCCACGAGAUGUUGAUGAAAGAACUAGAUUGAUGUUUGUGCAAGAAGUGAUGGAACUUGUUGAGCUUACUCCUCUAAGGGAUGCUCUAGUAGGGCUUCCUGGGUCGACAGGUCUUUCUACAGAGCAGAGGAAAAGGCUUACCAUUGCAGUAGAACUUGUUGCUAACCCUUCCAUAAUCUUCAUGGAUGAGCCAACUUCAGGAUUAGAUGCCCGUGCUGCAGCUAUAGUAAUGCGUACUGUGCGCAACACAGUGGAUACUGGUCGCACUGUUGUCUGUACCAUCCACCAACCCAGCAUUGAUAUCUUUGAAUCUUUUGAUGAGCUGCUACUUCUGAAAAGGGGCGGCCAAGUGAUCUAUGCAGGACCAUUGGGUCAGCAUUCUAAUAAACUUAUUGAAUAUUUUGAGUCCGUGGAAGGUGUUCAACCGAUUACUGAAGGAUACAAUCCGGCAACAUGGGUGCUCGAAGUCAGCGCCAUAUCUGUUGAGCAAAGUCUCGGCAUAGACUUUGCUGAUAUCUACACAAAAUCUGCACUUCAUGAAUGGAAUCAACAACGUAUCAAAGAACUAAGCACCCCUGCUCCGGGCUCAAAGGAUCUAAAUUUUCCAACACAGUAUGCACAGUCCUUCCCAGUUCAGUGCCUGGCGUGCCUUUGGAAGCAAUAUUGGUCAUAUUGGCGCAAUCCACACUAUGUUGUUGUGCGAUUUUUCUUCAGCACAAUGGUUGCCCUGCUCUUUGGGAGCAUCUUUUGGGACCUUGGGACAAAGAGACGCAACCAACAAGAUUUAUUCAAUCUUGUGGGAGCAAUGUACUGCUCUGUACUUUUUCUUGGAGUAAGCAAUGCAUCCAGUGUACAACCUGUGGUCGAUGUAGAACGCACUGUCUUCUAUAGAGAAAGAGCUGCUGGAAUGUACUCAGCGUUCCCUUACGCCUUUGGACAGGUGGCAAUUGAGGUUCCUUAUGUUCUCGUGCAGUCUGUAGUUUAUGCCCUCGUGGUCUAUUCCAUGAUCGCAUUUGAGUGGACAGCAGUCAAGUUUUUCUGGUUCCUUUUUUACAUGUACUUCACGUUUCUUUACUUCACCUUCAUGGGAAUGGUGACGGUUGCCAUUACUCCAAACUUUCAUGUUGCAGCAAUCAUUGCAUCUGCAUUUUAUUCUACAUGGAACCUCUUUUGUGGCUUCAUCAUUCCUCGACCUAAAAUGCCUGUGUGGUGGAGAUGGUACAACUGGGCAACACCCAUUUCGUGGACGCUCUAUGGCUUGGUUGCAUCACAGCUUGGUGAUGUAGAUACAGAGAUGGAGACAACAGAUGGGAAAGUGGUGGUGUCUGAAUUCGUAAAGAAUUAUUUCGGGAUGAGACACGACUUUCUGGGAAUUGUAGCAUUGGUGAUUGUUUGCAUUCCUAUUGGCAUGGCUACCAUAUUUGCUCUGGCCAUUAAAAAGCUCAAUUUCCAAAAAAGAUAGGCAUUCCAUACAACCAUAUUAUUGAUGUUUGGUCUGAUCAUUAAAAAGAUUCAAUUUGCAAAGAAAAUAGGCAUUCCGUGCAACCAGUUUGUUUCACAUUCAUCCAAAGUAUCAGAUAGGUGACCAUUUCUAUCUUGUGAGAACCGCAUAAAUCGUAUGCUUCAGUUGAAAUCAAGUUAACAUUUCAACCAUGACCUGUAUUUCAUCUUCAACAUUUGGGCAUUGAAUCCCUGUAAUUUUUGUAUCCUGCUCGGUAACUACCACUUGUGGGAAUAGCUUCCUAAAUGCUACACAUUGCUUUCAUAAAUACUUUCAAUAUUAAUGGUAUUCAAGUAAA